AUGAAAUCAGUUAUAGUUUUUUUGUGUGUAAUUAGAAUCAGCAUUUGUCAGGAUGGUGGUGAAAGAGUACUGACGAAGUGUGUCCGUGUGUCUAGUACUGCGACAACACGUGCCGUUGUGGAAGCGUUGACUGACAAAUUCUUGCCGGACCUGAAAAUGCUUUCUGAUGACACUUACAGUCUCUGGGAGGUUCACGAAAGUGGUGGAGAGCGGAAACUAGAUGACGAAGAAAAACCCUUACUGGUGCAGCUUACCUGGCAUCGCGACGAUCGCGAGGGACGGUUUUUGUUGCGGAAAAAUCGUCAAGGAUUAGCUCCACUAGCUGUAAGUUUGCUACCAAUGUCUAUGUCGGCGUAA
Ostertagia ostertagi is the source of this 357-nucleotide messenger RNA. The record is from the annotation of a GenBank genome assembly. Lineage: Eukaryota; Metazoa; Nematoda; Chromadorea; Rhabditida; Trichostrongylidae.